GCGCAGCUGUGAGGGGCCGCGGGGCGGGGCCGGGCCGCGGAAGCUGUUCCGGCAGCCAUGGCGGAUGAGGAGGAGGACGUGCCGUUCGAAGAGGACGCGGAGGACGCCGGCGGGGGCCUGGACGGCGGGCAGGGCAGGAGGAAGAGGCUGUUCUCCAAAGAGCUAAGAUGCAUGAUGUAUGGAUUUGGGGACGACCAGAACCCUUACACAGAAUCAGUGGACAUUCUCGAGGACCUGGUAAUAGAGUUUAUCACAGAAAUGACACACAAGGCCAUGUCCAUCGGGCGGCAGGGUCGGGUACAGGUUGAGGACAUUGUCUUUCUGAUACGCAAGGACCCCCGGAAGUUUGCCAGAGUKAAAGACCUCCUAACAAUGAAUGAAGAACUGAAACGAGCCAGAAAGGCCUUUGAUGAAGCAAACUAUGGGUCUUGAUUCUGUGCACAAACUGCACUAGGGCAUUAUUUGGGCAUCUGCUGCUCAGUAAGCAGCAGAUCGUGUGUUCUUUGCAAGGGUUAUCCAGGAUGGAGGUCACUGCUGGGAUGUCUGCUCUCACUCCCAACCUUUUCUGAGAAAUACUCAAGCAGCUGAAAUGUUACCUGACUGUAUGUGGUAUAUUUAGGUAUUUUUAUACCAUUUGAUGAAAUGAGAAAAAGAGCUCCAAAAAUUCCUGCAGUUGGCAGGAGUCUGAAGUAGGCCUGUGUUGCUUCAGCUGGCUUGAGGGCUGAUGAUUCAUGAGUCUCUAAAAUUAUUUCAGUUGUCACUGGCUAUUCCUGUGCAAGGAAACCCAGAAAAUAGAUCUUGGUUAUCUGUACAAAGACCUUAAGCCCAACUACUAUCAAAGUUCUGCUCUUUGCUUUGUAUAUGAUUUUUGAAUAAAACCUAAAUUUGUGCACGUUUCAUACUAAAUGUACAUCAGUCACACAAGGUGGGUUCACACAAAGUGGGUAAUUCAGGGGGUUUAGCACUUCAUGGGCUAUGAAGGUUAUUUUUGUUUCURUCUCAAUGGCACAUCUCUUUUAUUUUCUACCACUAUUAGGCCUAAGAAAUUGAAUGUAGCCCACUCGUGAUAUACUUGCGCUUACACCAUUUCCUUACCGCUAGGUGUUCUGUACUAAAUCAGAUUCCUAUUCUUCAUUUCAGUAUUUUUUUCUUAUUAUUUUCUGGUGAUCCUGAUUGUGAGAAUUAGUUACAAGCAAGAGCCUGGCAGACACCACUAAGCCCAUUGCUUGUUUUAACACUACGGGGUACCUGUGCCUUAUAUUGCCAAAUAGGUAGAAACUGCACUUAGAUUAAAAYGAUUUGGGGACAGUGAGAAACAUGUUCAUUGGGAGUUCACUGUUCAGGCCACAGCUGUGCUCUUCCCUACUUCUGGAGCAGCUCAGGAGGAGGCACAUCAAACAGACAGACACAAAGAAGACAGACUUUUGAACACACAAACCAGAGCCGGCUCAGGAGCCCUGAAGCCACAGUGUUCAGGAGUAUGAAUUCCUCYGAGCAGAGAUGUUUAACGGACAAG
This is a messenger RNA of Malurus melanocephalus (red-backed fairy wren), 1516 nucleotides long. RefSeq names its product TATA-box binding protein associated factor 13 (gene TAF13). NCBI's taxonomy places the organism in Eukaryota, Metazoa, Chordata, Aves, Passeriformes, Maluridae. Gene Ontology annotation, molecular function: protein heterodimerization activity. The coding region runs from base 58 to 432 and encodes 124 amino acids. Gene Ontology annotation, biological process: transcription by RNA polymerase II. The transcript is spliced from 5 exons. The record is from RefSeq and is a predicted model, not a curated record. Gene Ontology annotation, cellular component: transcription factor TFIID complex.